Messenger RNA from Paramecium tetraurelia, 2646 nucleotides. RefSeq lists its product as uncharacterized. The record is from RefSeq and is a predicted model, not a curated record. Gene Ontology annotation, biological process: phosphorelay signal transduction system. Gene Ontology annotation, molecular function: phosphorelay sensor kinase activity. NCBI's taxonomy places the organism in Eukaryota, Ciliophora, Oligohymenophorea, Peniculida, Parameciidae. The transcript has 2 exons.
AUGAAUGGCAACCAGUUUAAAUAUCCUGAAAUAGAAAUUAUAACUGCAGAGGAAAAGGAAUCUAGACAACCAAAAUAAUAAUAUAUAUCGAUAUGUUUCUGUGUUUUGCUUAUCAUAAUAUAUUCGGUUCUAUUAGGAAUUGAGCAAUCAUCAUCACCAUUAAUGAUUUGCAGCAUAUCUUAUAACAUCAUAAUAACUAUUAUAAUAUUCCUCAAGACAUCCAAAAUUAAAUACGCAUGGACGUUUGCAAUGAUCUUGUUGAGCAAAUUGAUAAGUUUAGUGGUCUUAUUGUUCUUAGAUUAAGAAAACCAAAUUAUCAUAGCUCUCUUGAUUGAUAGCCUGAUGCAAGAACCCACUCACAUGAAUGCUUUGGAAUAAACGAUUAUCAAACUGUGUUCACUUGUUAUUGUGUGCAUCAACGGAAACCUACUAUCCAUUAUAGUUAUGAGUUCCAUUUUGGUGUUGCAAUUGCUUAAAGAUUUGCUUUAAAAAAUGACAUAAACCAAAAAAUAAUUGAAUGCAACAUGCGUAAUUCAAAAUCAGAAUAAUUCGUUGUAUUCUCAUAUCGAAAAACAAAAUGAUGAGAUCUGGAAGAAUAGAAUGCAAACUAUACCCAUUAUUGUCAUUAUCAUAUCCAUGCAAAAUCUGUAAAUUGUCCAUAAAAACUAGUCUUUUUAUAAUUUCUUCUCCUCCUUUAAUAAAACAGAAAAAGAGUUGGAAAAUAUGGUAAUGUAUCAUUUGAGUUUUAAUGUUUCCAGUAGUAAUCUUGAGGAAUAAGAUGUCUCCUCGAUCAAUUAGUUCAUCAAUCAAAUAAGAAAACCUCACACCAUGACGUUUAAUUAGAAAAACUAAGAAACACUUCAAGAUAUACCCUUAGGUUAUCAGUCUUUGAAUGAUAUUGUUUUGAACUUUAAGAGCAAAGUCCAAUCCUCCUUCAUAAAUCUUCAUCAUUCUGGCUAUUACGAAGUCUCAUGCAGAUAAAAACUGGAAGAUGGAUACUAUUUAUAAUUAUUCGGAUAAAUCGUAUAAAAUGAAAAAGACAAUGAAUUAUUAAUUUUUUUGAAUGAUGUUUCAGGCUAAAAUGAAAUGUAACAAAAUAUUCUUAUUAAUGAUUUCAAAUCCAAAAUCCUUCAAUCAUUCUCCCAUGAACUCAGAACUCCCUUGAAUGGAGCCUUGAAUUUUUUAUCAUCCUCUCUCUAAGAACAGAAGAUGCCCCAAUCAGUCAAAGAUAAUUAGAUAGAGCCAGCCAUCAAUUCCUUGAAAAUACAACAAUAUCUGAUAAACGACAUCAUUGACUUUUCUUCCUUUUAUCAAGAUCAGAUCAAAAUUAAACUCAGAGAAUUCACCAUCUCUGAACUCAUUACAGAAAUUAGUUCGAUGUUUUAUUAUCAAUUCAAUACUAAACAAUUAGCAUUCCAUGUUGAUUUAAAAGAAAACUAAUUAAGUUCGUUUUGUACUGAUUAUAAGAAACUCCUUUAAAUUUUGGUUAAUCUCAUAUAAAAUUCUUUAAAAUAUUCGUUUAAAGGAGGUUGCAUUGUUAGACUUAUAUCAUUACCUAAUCAGAAUAUGGUAUUUGAAAUAGCUGAUUAAGGAAUAGGUAUUCAAUAAGAUGUAUUAUACAAAUUACAAGUUAUCACAAAGAACGUAGAUAAAAAUAAAGAAUUUGUGAAAGAUUGGCAUGGUAUAGGUUUAUUAAUUUCUUCUAUCAUUUUAUAAUAUCUAGCUCCUCCAGAAAUGACUUUUUUCGAUAUUAAGUCAGAAGGGGAAAAUAAAGGUACACUAAUAUCAUUUUGUAUUAAAAACUUUUUUCGAGUCCCUGCUUCCUAAUAGAAUAUCAAAAACAGUACUUCUAAUUUUAUGAAUGCUGGAAGUGCAUCAAGUCAAUUCAAAUUAUCAUGUUCCCAAUAAUUACAAGUUAACAGUUCUCUGUUUAAUGUUAUGGGCACUUUAGUCAAAGCUACAGAAUUUCAUAUAACAAGUACUUAAAUCAAGACCUAAUACGCUCAAUUUCCCUCAAAAAAAUCUUAAAAUGACUCAUUCUAUUCCGAAAGUAAUGAUGACUAUUUGGAAAGGAGAUUGGAUGAUUUAGAAAGCUUAAGUCCAUUUUUAAUAACAGAUAUCAAUAAUGUCUAUAACAAACUAAAAGAUAAAUCCUCCAAAGUUAUAAAUCUAAGGUAAAUUAAAUAGUUAGAGGAAAGAGAGAGUGAGCUUUUUAUGACUGGAUUGAAUAGUCUAAAAAAAUGUAAUUGUAUGAGGAUUUUGAGUGUUGAUGAUGAAAUCUUCAAUUAAAAGUCUUUAUAAGUUUUGAUAUCCAAAAUGGGAUUUGAAGUUGUGUUAGCUUUUAAUGGGUUAUAAGCAAUUUAAGUAGUGUAAGGAUUAUAAAAAUGCUGUUCCUCAUGUAAUUUGCUGUCUUUAAUUUUGAUGGAUUAUUAGAUGCCAAUUAUGAAUGGGAUUGAAGCUACUAAAUAAUUGAUAAGCAUGAUGAAUAAAUCUUAAAUUCCUUAUAUUUAAAUUGUUGGAUUGACAGCUUUCACUGGUACAAAGGAUAUUGACAAUUGUUUGAAAGCAGGGAUGCAUGAAGUAUUGGCUAAGCCUUUAAAUAUAUAAGAAUUGAAACAUAUUUUAUUAUGUGUAUUUAAGAAAUGA